AAGGGGGGAGAGGCAGCCGCCGCCGCUGCUCUCCUCCUCUCCUCACAAAUGCUGCUGGUAACAAAGACGAGACAACAACGAGGCCGGGUGCUCACACAGCCAGCCUUCCACCGCGACAUCAAUCAAUUAAACCCAGUUUCUUUUCUGAGACUUUUAUUUUACUUCCCAACGGCGGUUUUACUUUUCCUGGAGAGGACUUACCCUGAGCCCGGUAAAAAACCCGAAUCUUAGCCGCACUACAGCAUGUUGGACCGCAGACAGUAGACCCGAAUACCUGAAGAGGAUCUCUCGAACGUGCCGGGGCCACUCUGGUGCUGAUGGCCCCCACCAGUUAAAAGUCUUGACUCUUCAGGCUGUGAAGUAACAACAACAACAGUGAACACGUACUUCAGCUGCGAUGUCUGAGCAGGAGACAGCCAUGUCACUCGCCAAAUCAGGACCCAGACCAAAACCAGAUGUCCAUCCUCGAGUCUUUCAGCAGAAUCACUCCUAUACUCCUGCUGACGGAGCAAACACUUCAGGACUCCCUGAAGGAAAGGUCAUGAAAAUGGUCAACAAGAUCUACAAACAGGACCACAGAGAAGUAGAGGAGCGUGCAACUAACGCUUAUACAGAACUCCCGUCAGCUAAAAAGGCUUCUGUGAUAAAGGCCACUGCUCAGUAUCCCACAAACGCAGAGGAGGUCCCGCCGCUGCCCAAGAAGAGGAGCUGCUUUCCGAAGAGCAAGGAGAGAAGUGUGGGAGGAAAGGCAUCCCAAGACAGCAGCGUGGAAGGAGGGCGAUCAGCACCUGACGGAAAGGAGGUGGAAGCUCAGGUGAACGGAGACGAUGAGACGGAGGUGGAGCACGGCCUAGAAGUACUUUUCUGUUCCAACCAGAGCUGCAGCUGCGUGUGUCACCUGCAGAGGCCCGGGAUGAUGCUCAUAUGGGUCCAUGUGGAGCCAGAGACAGUAGAGGAGUGGAAUAAUGUGAAAAAACAGACACCAAAAGUAGAAGAAGCCUGCGAAGAAGAGGAGGAGAAGGAGGAAGAGGAGGUGGACAAGUCUGCUGUUGAAAAGAAGACCAUAGUGAACCAGGCCAAACAUGAUUUCCUGCAGAAUUUGGAAGGUGUGCUCGCUGAGCAGCACAGGAACUCAGACCAGGGUCCUCCUGCUGCCAAGAACACCCCCAAGUCUCCUGCUGUUCCUCCCAAACCCGCUCCUUCACCACCCGUCCAGGAGACAUCCUCACAAGAGGAAGAGGAGAACAUUUAUGAGGUAUAUCUACCAACGGCUGCUCCGGCUCCCCAAAAGUCCACACUUGUGAUUAAAGACGUGCUGAAGUUUCCUAAAAACAGAGCCCAGAAACACCCUUGCCAGCUGAAACCUCGCAGCAACACCUUAGAAUCCAGACUGUCUACCGUAGAACACAAACCAAUGUUUGACGACUCCGUUGACCCGGUCCCACCUAAACUUCUUCCAAAGAUCCCCAAAUUACCCAGCACUCCACCCCCAUCCAGACCCCCACCGCCUCCACCAAAGAAAGAUCCCAGGAGGCCUAGUGACAUUGCCACGGAUUUCCUCAAAACAGGGGAGAAUGGAAAGGGUGAAGGAGCGAGAGAUACCAGGAGGCCCAGUGACAUUGCCUUGGCUUCCCUCCAAACAGUAGGGGAGAACGCAGCUGAAGGAGGGAACGACUCCAGAGAACCGUCUCCAAUCCGCAGGAAGCUUUCAUUCAAAUGGGAAGCCCACCUGAUGAACGAGCCUCUGUAUCAGGUGUAUCGCAAAACCAUCAUCUCAAAGGAGAUCAGUCGGCAGAAGAUCAGCCGCAACAGCAGCAGGACAAGUGACGACUUUCCCGCUGAGUGGACGGCCCAACGGAAAGGAUCUGAGGCGUCUCCUCUGAACGGAGAAAGCAGGGGUAGCACACUGUGGCAGGACCUCCCUAAAGUACAGGAGAGCGGUGUGCUGAAGCAGCUCACCACUAAACAGCUCAAGUACCAGGAGAGCAUGUUCGAGGUUCUGACCUCUGAGGCCUCCUACCUGCGAUCUCUCCGCAUUCUGACAGAACACUUCCUGGACAACCGGGAGCUGAAAGAGACCAUGAUCAUCCGAGACAGGAAGACCCUCUUCUCCAACUCGCUGAAGAUCCGCGAGGUCAGCGAGAGGUUCUUAAAAGACCUGGAGGACCGCAUAUUCAAAGACAUAGUGUUCCCUGACAUUUGUGACAUCAUCCACUACCACGCGCAGCACAACUUCCCAGCCUACAUCGACUAUGUCCGGAACCAGAUCUACCAGGAAAAGACCUUCACAUCGCUCAAGAAGACUAACCCUCAGUUUGCCAUGGUGAUCAGUCACCUCCAGGAGUCACCGCAGUGCCAGCGGCUUCCCUUCAUCUCCUUCCUGCUGCUUCCCUUCCAGCGAAUAACUCGCAUCAAGAUGCUCAUCGAGAACAUCCUGAGGAGAACGGUUGAAGGGACAAAAGAGGAGAAGACGGCCACCAAGGCUUUGGAUUCUGUGUCGAAGAUCAUUGACAAAUGUAACACCGAGGUGGGAAAGAUGAGGCAGAUGGAGGAGCUGAUUCAGAUCUCUGCCAUGCUGGAGUUUGAUAGUAAACUCAAGGCCAUCCCCGUCAUCUCAGAGACUCGAUAUCUGGAGAAGAAGGGCGAGCUUCACGAAAUGUCCAAAGGAAAGACUCUGGUCAACAUGAGGGCGAAGUUCAACCCCGUCCACCUCUUCCUGUUCAACGAUCUUCUCAUCAUCGCUAACAAGAAGGGUGCGGAGCGUUUCGUGGUGAUGGACCACGGUCAUCGCUCCAUGGUGCAGGUUCAGCCUUUAGAGGAAAGCAGCGGCAGCGUCACCUACGAGAACUGCUUCAACCUCACCAUCGUGGAAAACCACCAGGGACGCGCUGUGGAACGGCUCCUCAAAGCCCCCUCACAGUCUGACAUGCACAGAUGGCUGGCAGCUUUUCCAGAUUCCUUCAGCAAAGAUGAGGAGGAAAAGGUGUAUGAGGAGUUUGACUGUCCUCAGGUGCAGUGUGUGGAGCAGUACGUCGCCCAGCAGGCGGACGAGCUCAACCUGGAGCCGGCUGAUAUCGUCAACGUCAUCUGUAAAACCAACGAGGGCGUGUACGAAGGAAUCCGCUUGUCUGAUGGUCAGAAGGGCUGGUUCCCCGUAGCGAACACCAUAGAGAUCACCAACGAGCACGUGAGGAGGAAAAACCUCCUAGAGCGCUACAGGGUCUCCCAGGCUUCCAACAUGCUGAAGGACAACAAGUACCGCUGAGAUGGAACAUGGAGCCCAAAGAACCAAGUGUGGGGGAGGGGGAGGUUUUCAUUUCGACCAGAAGAGACAGAAUCUGGUCCGUCCACAUUGAAUUCAUGUUAGUGAAAUGUAAGAGAUUCCAGUUCUGGAGCCUUUGAUACUGUAAACACAGCAUGGUGCCAUGCAGGUUCACGCAUUCCUACCGGGAAUAUCCCGCCAUAUCCCACCGGGUCUGACCGCCAGGUUUCUGUUCACGUUCAGGGAAAAGCUCCAGACAGCCAGGAAGUCCCACACCACUUUUAGAAAGGUGUCGUCUUGCUGCUCUGCGCUGCAGCGCCCCCUGCAGCCUGCCACUAGUCUACACUCUGGAGAUGUACAUUAUGUUGUAUAUUACUGAAAAUGUUUUAAAUCGGUACUUGCACUUUUAUUGGAGAAAAGAAAUGUCUUGUUUGUACAGGAAGUUCAACAUUUUUAUUAAACGCUGACAUUGAGCGUUCUGAACAGCA
This is a messenger RNA of Nothobranchius furzeri (turquoise killifish), 3750 nucleotides long. RefSeq names its product Rho guanine nucleotide exchange factor 15b (gene arhgef15b). The record is from RefSeq and is a predicted model, not a curated record. Gene Ontology annotation, molecular function: protein binding; guanyl-nucleotide exchange factor activity. NCBI's taxonomy places the organism in Eukaryota, Metazoa, Chordata, Actinopteri, Cyprinodontiformes, Nothobranchiidae. Gene Ontology annotation, biological process: activation of GTPase activity.